GUCAGUGAACGCGGCUCCACGUGGUUGAGGUCCGGAGUAAAACCGAAGCAGAGAGCCCCGAACAGUGAGAGGCUUCCAGAGCAGCACCAUGUCUCUGUACCGCAACUCCGCCUGGUUCCUGAAGGGAGUGACCGAGUUCACCAGGAAGGCCUUCUUGGCAGCUUCCAAACGGUUUGUGGAGAAGGACCUGGAGGUGUCCCUGGCUGGACGCUCCUUCAUGAUAACAGGAUCCAACAGUGGCAUCGGGAAAGCCACAGCCAUGGCCAUCGCUAAGAGAGGUGGAACGAUCCACAUGGUGUGCAGGAACAAGGACAAGGCCGAGGAGGCGAGGGCUGAUAUUGUCAAGGAGACGGGAAACAAAGAGGUCUACGUCCACAUCCUGGACCUGUCUGAGACCAAGAAGGUCUGGGAGUUUGCUGAGUCCUUCAAGAGGAAGUACAAGACCCUCAAUGUACUGAUCAAUAACGCAGGCUCCAUCAUGAGUCAGAGGGAUGUGAACGCCGAGGGCCUGGAGAAGAGCUUCGCCGUCAACGUCCUGGGGGUUUACAUUCUAACCAAGAGCCUCAUUCCACUGCUGGAGAAGAGCCCAGAUCCCAGAGUGAUCACCGUGUCAUCAGGGGGGAUGCUGGUGCAGAAGCUCAGGACAGGAAACCUGCAGUCUGAGAGAGGUCGCUACGACGGCACCAUGGUCUACGCCCAGCACAAAAGGCAGCAGGUGGUGAUGACAGAGCAGCUGGCAAAGACUCACGCUAACAUCCACUUCUCCGUCAUGCAUCCAGGCUGGGUGGACACUCCAGCGGUGGCCAACGCCAUGCCGGACUUCCAUCAGUCUAUGAAAGAGAGCCUGCGGACCCCGGAGCAGGGGGCUGACACCGUGGUGUGGCUGGCCGUCUCUGAGGCUGCUACCACGAACCCCAGCGGACGCUUCUAUCAGGAUCGAAAGAUGGUGUCCACCCACCUGCCGCUGGCCUGGACCCACAGCUCCUCUCUGGAGGAGCAGAAGUUAAUGUCACUGCUGGAGGACUUGGCCAAGACGUUUCAGCCACACUGAGUCUGCAGCAGACUGGGUACAGGUACACCACCGACACUAACGCCAUCAGUUCCUACUGACCGAGGCUGGGCUCAGCGUUUCCUCACCCUGCUGGAAAUCUGCCCCAGCACAGGGAGGGCAACAGAUCUGGGUCUGUUUAAUGACAAGUAUUUGGAGUGGUAACAGUCUGUGAUCAGUGGUUGAAGUGGAACAAAUAAGAACUGUGAGUGCUAAGAUGUUUUGAAACCCAGCCUUACGAUGGCAGAUUAAACUGAGGGAUUAAUGACGCUUGUAAUACUUUGUAGCAAUAUAUAUGAUAACAUUUGUUAUUUAUGAGCCUAACUUUAUAAAGACUAAACACUACAUUGUAUGAGUGUUUGAUAGCGAUGCUGCCGUAAAGAUAUAUCGCUGAUGGAGAGAACGCUCAUGAACCACAAACAACCACGUCUGUUACGGUGACUUCAUUACCGUUGUCAAUCAGAUGGGAAUCUGAUGUGACCAGAGUCACUCACAGACCAGCUCUGGGUUCAAUGUCAUGCUUGUGUUUUAAUGACUUACAAAUGUGCCCAGUGGCGUGCAUUUACUAGCUCUGUAGGUAACCUGUCUGUUUGCUUUACUGUGUUGUAGCGACUGUGGUGUACAGGUUGAACCCAGACUGGAGACACAACGUUCUCUCUCUGAGCCGUGGGCCUUAAACACAACACGGCAGCAUCACUUGACAUGUGCAAUAUAACAUAUUCAUUUAUGACAUGGUGAUAUCUGCCCAGCACCUUUAAAAAGGCCUUUUACUGACUGUGACUUUGGCUUGAGUUGAUCAUGUAAAUGCACGCUUGAAUAAAAGAAAACUACUGAU
Acanthochromis polyacanthus (spiny chromis) is the source of this 1883-nucleotide messenger RNA. It is a transcript of the gene dhrs12la, whose product is annotated as dehydrogenase/reductase 12-like a. The transcript is spliced from 10 exons. Lineage: Eukaryota; Metazoa; Chordata; Actinopteri; Pomacentridae. The record is from RefSeq and is a predicted model, not a curated record. Bases 89 to 1051 code for a protein of 320 amino acids.